GGUUUGGGGCGUAGCUUUGAAAUGAAAACAAGUGUUGUUUGCUGUCUUCUACGCUUUUUAGUUAAUAAAAAACUCUAUAGAAUUACAUAUGGUUUUAAAUGAAUGAAAAUAAACUCUUCGGCGGCCUCUGUAAACAAUGAGGCAGAAAAUUAAACAGUUAAUUCAUCAAAUAUGGGGUGAUCGUAAAAGCCUCUUAUUGCGAAGAAAAAUACAGUAUAAUGGAUGACUCGGACCAGGAUUUUGAAGAUUUCAGCUCGAAGCAUCUAAGACGAGUCCGCAAGAAACCAGGUGAAGCCAGACAGGCGAGGAAAGCAGAUAAGCAGACCUCCAGUCAAGCAAGCGAAGAGGAUAAGAGAAGGAGAAAUAACAAAAAAGCUCUUAACUCUAUCAAAAGGCUAUCUUGGACGCAGCCUGCUUCUGCUGCUGGUGCUGGCGAUGAUGGUGGAGGAGAAACGCGUGUGGUCAAUGGAGAGGCUGGACAUCAGUCAGGGGAUGCUUGGCCAUCAGCUGAGCCUUUAAAGGAAGCAGGGCCAAGUCCUCAAAGCGGCCUAAGAGCGAAAGACAAAGUGCUCCUGAGGAUGAAGCAGUUCAAGAGAGAUAGUCCACAGAAGAUGGUGCAUAAAACUCACAUCCAACCAGCAAACCACGAGAACAACUCUACUCCUUUUACACAGCAAAAAAAUCAGGAUACUCCAGAUACCUUCAGCUCUGCUCUUCCUCCAGAGCCUCAAGACAACGAUGAGGCUCUUGCUCUGCAGCUGCAGCAGGAGCUGGACAGAGAGGCAGCGCAGGCCCAGAUUGUGGACUUGGAGGAUGGAGGGCUUUUCUUCUGUCAGAUUUGCCACAGAGACUUAACACACAUGACAGCAGAGGGUCGCACACAGCAUCUUAACAGGUGUUUGGAUGAGAGUGAAAAGAGUGGCCCUGCGGCUCCUGCACCUCCUCCUCUACCACCUUCUGGUGUUCCUGAUUGUCCCAUCUGUGGUAAGAAGUUCAAGUCUCAGAAGAGCCGCUCGGUCCACUUGAAGCGCUGUUCUUCAGAUAUGGACGUCUCACCGGCUGUGCUGAUACAGGCUCUGCAGAGACAAGCUGAGGAAACCCAGAGUGCUGCCACUGCUAAUUUACUCAUUCAAGCUGUGGGCACCAAAAGGAAAGGCCCAACCAAGCCAGGCCUGCAGGCACGGAAGAAGCCCAAGAAAAAGCCUGAAGCCCUGGAUGAAGAGACCAUGGUGGCUCUGGCUCUGUCCUCCUCCCUGCUGGAACAAAAGAAAGAGGAAGAGAGGCAGUAUCACACAAAGACUGGCACUUCUCACACGUCAGUGACUCAAGAUCUGAAGUGGAGGCCAGACGCAGGUAAAGGGCGUGGAAAGAGAAAAAAAGGAGUCGUCCCUCGCCCUGCUCCAUUACUUCUCAUUCAGGAUGCUGAGGGGGCACUGAGGAGGUUGCAGGAACGUGUUUCUGCUCUUCUCCUGCGCAGCCCUCCAGACUGUCCCCCAACCCCACCUCGCAGCCCCAGCACUCUGCAUAGCUGGAGCGGUGCUGCCCCCCUCUGGGAGAAAAGCCGACUGCUUGACGGAGACUCCAGCUGUCUGUCUGAUUUCUAUGUUCCGGAGCUCAGGGAGUUCUUCUCACCCUGGGUAUCAGCAAUGACUGAUGCAGCCUCAGAAGGCUCCAGCGACAAGCCCGAGUCUUGUGUUCAACCUGUGGCCAAAGGAACUCCCACCACUGGGUUCAGGACCUCCAUCCUACCAUCCUCUGCCAAGACGGCUUCCUGCUCCCCGGCUCCCUCCACGCCCGGUACAGGGCAGCUCUCAGUGAGCAGUCAGGUUCUUCAAGACCUGAUGGACCUGGCUGACGAAGGCAUGACACUCACACAGUAUGGAUACACAGCCAAAGACAACGCCAGCGAGAGCGGCUUCAUCCAGGAGGAAUCAGAGGAGCAGGCUGACCUCUGUGCCAGUGGCUUCCUGCCAGAAAGGGCCCACACGCAUGCUGAGGAAAGACAUAACCAAGCGAUGACAGCAGCUGAGCAACCAAGGGAAAAAGUUGGAGACAGCCACCUAUCAGUAGCGCUGUCCACAUUGGCGUCAGACCUGAGCAGCAUGGUGAACAACCCUCAGCUCAGUGAUGUCCAGCUCCAGGUGGACAGUGGAGAAGUCUUCUUUGCACAUUCCUUCAUGGUGUAUGCUCGCUGCCCCCUGCUGGCAGAAAUGAUGCAUGAAAGUGGUUUUGGGGUUCAGGAGGAAGGCGUGCCUCCUGCUCAGAGGGUGUUGAUCAGCGACGUCCCGGCCCAAGCAGUGUUUGCUCUUCUACAGUAUCUCUACACAGCCCACUUCUCCUUACCGGCAUCGCUGCAGCCUCAUGUGCUGGAGCUGGCACGAAGGUUUGACUUGCAGGAGCUACAACAGCUUUGUCAUCUUAGGCAAGAGGAGACUCUGAGAGACGAGGGCAACUACUUAACCCAGGAGGAGGAAACAGACCAGGCCUUCAUCGAGCUCCUCCGCUCCAUGUGGAACGAAGAUGAUGCUGACGGUGACGACGGGGAAGAUUCAGACAGAGGAAGAGAUGAAGGCCUGGAAGUGGAUCAUCAAGCUGAUGAGGUCACGUCAGGCGAUAGAGAGAUUCACGAAGAGAAAGUGAAUGAGGAAGAGUUGGAGGAGAUCUAUGAGUUUGCGUCCACGCAGAGAAAGAGGGAGGAGGAGAAGGAGGAGGAGGAGGAGGAGGAGGCGCUAGAUGAGGAAGAAGAUGGAGAAACUAAAAAAAGCUUAAGUGACAAAAAGCUGCAACCUGACUUUCAACGUGAGCCCGACCCCAGCCUGGAUCGCAGCUACAGCCGUCUCUUUUCAGAUUCGUGGGGGGUGUACGAGGAAGCAGAGCCUUCCUCCUUAGCUUCUACCUCUGGUCUGCCAAAGGUGCACCUUUCUCAGCAGUCCCCUUGUAAACCAUCAUAUGAAUUUUCAGGGAGAGCUUUGCUUCAGUCUUCAGCAAGUGUAGUUAGUGAUCCUUCCAUCAGUCCUCCACCAGGGACAUCCAACUUGCCAGUUCCAGGUGUGUCCCCUGGACAAGUAGGUGACAUGGGUGGCAGUGGAGACAAAGGAAAAAAUCCAGUUGAAUUGAAAAUGCCCAAGAAAGAUCUAUUGGAAGACAUGAAGCGAGAAAGCCAAGGUCGUUCUAGUAUUUGCACCCCUCAUUCUCCUGAUUCAGCCCAGAAAAAAGACGAACCUGAGCUCAUAGUUUUGUCAGACUCCAGUGAGGAGCUUGAGGGGGAUGUUGCUGUUCUUAGUUCCCGUAGCCCCUUACCACGUUCUCCCGGUUAUACAGAAAUCAAAUCCAGGCACAACUCAGCACCCAAUGAACCAGCUUUGAAUAAAGAGGCCAGUAGUUUGGGGCACAGUGCUGGUGAUCAAUUAGACUGUUCUCCAGAAGUUUCCUGGCUGAUCCCGUCCACACCUGUCCGUCCUGGCAGCGGCACCAGGAGCAGCUCCACUCAGACCAGAAGCAGCAUGUGCAGGACGCAGCUGUUUCGGAGAAGUCAAACAUCCCCAUCAUCACCCUCUGUUUUUUCUUCUCCUACUCUUAAGAGCACCCUUCACCCCUCCAACAGUGAAACCAAGGAUUCUGCCGACACUGACCAAAUGAAGGGUAGUGUCUCCAGGUUGAAGAUAGAAAGGAACUUCAGCUUUUCUCCAAAAAGAGAGAAUAGUGAUGAUUCAAGGAACGAUGGAGAGCGAUUCAAAGUUCCCCUGCCUCAGCCUAAACUGUCAAAUCUCUCAAGCUCGACUCACCUUGAUUCUCUCCAAGCUUCUUCAAAGCGUGAUAUUCCUCUUCAGCGCCAGCCCCAACCUUACAGCAGUACUCCCUUACAAACGGAGCUCCACCAUUCCCCUAUGCGUCUUGCUUCCUCCCUGCUUCACACUCAUCCCAGUAAGCAGAACUCAAUGGGUCAGAAAAGGGAGAGAGCACCAUCAGAUAGCCCAGAGAAAACAGACCUGGGGAGCUUUCACCUCUCCCCUUUGUCUGACCCUUCAGGCCCACGCGCUUCGUCUUCUCAUAGUUUUGAAAGUUCACCAAAGCUCACCGUGUCCUCUAGUCAGAGUCGACGUUCUCUUAAUUCCAGCAUUUAUGAAAAGAGGUUAAGGAAUGAGAAGGAAGGAAGAGAGACAGAUUCCGAUCAUACUGAAGAAAUGUUCAAUGAAGGACAGGAGGGAGAAAUAAAAAUAGAGGCAGAUGUUGAAGAAUCUAGUUUUCAGCAGAUUUUCAUGGCCAUGGAUGAGCCUCCCAUAGCGUUCAAUGAUUCAUGGGGACUCGAUGUGUGUGUAGACGCUGAUCCAGGAUGCUUCAGUCUGAGGCUGGAGGACAGCGGGCAGCGAGAAACAGCCCAGUCGUUAACCUCUCCCACCAGUCGACCUGAAUCGUCCAGACACAGCAGCGAGUCUUUAAACCGCUGUGGUGGCGUGACUACCCCUUCCACACCUAAAUGUCACAGCUCUCAGGUGCACGCAGGUCCCUCCAUCACCACGUCCCCACCUAAAGCCAAAUUGCUGACCACACCAGAGAUUGACAACGGCCUCCUGGACUCCAAAAUAUGGGACAGCUGGGAAGAAGAAGAAGAGGAGGAGGAACACCUUCCUCUCUCUAAGAGGGUGAACCCCUCAACCUAUCAUAAGACCCCAGUGUCGUCUCACAGCAAAAGGCAGCGCACCUUGGUGCCCAUCACUCCCAUGCCCCACUACUCUGACAUGGACACGCCGGAGCUCAAGAACAAGCUCAACAGGUUUGGCGUUCGGCCUUUACCGAAGCGCCAGAUGAUCCUAAAACUGAAGGAGAUCCACCAAUACACACACCAGCUGGUCAGCUCAGACUCUGAGGAUGAGGCCUCAGUCUCAGGAGCCACAGCUCAGAUGAAGCCCCCUGCCAGCAGGCCAGUGUCCUGCGCCCAGACUGUGAAGUUUAAAGAACCCCGAGCACCUGCUGAUGUGUGCCCUGUGAAGCACAACGGUGAUGAGGUGGCAGAGCCUCUGUCCAACUCACAGGGCUCCAACACCUCCUCAGCUGGAGCCAGUGAAGAAUCGGAAAGGUCCAAUCCAGAAUUAUGCAUCUCGUCCGACGGCGACUCCGACAGCGAUGGCGGGAUUUCUGCCUCUCAAGCAGCGUCCCGGCUCCAGGAUCGACUCAAAGCCGUGCGCUCCUUCAUCUUGUCCGACUCAAAGCUGUACAGUCAGAUCCUCCAGUAUAAGCCUCUGGUUCUGUCUCAGCUUCAGGAGCAACUCAAAGCAGCGGGUAUACGCCUGGGGGCCGCCAAGCUCAUGGACUACCUGGACUCUCAGUGCAUCACCUUCACCACAGCCAAGCCAGGCCGCGCCGCACCGAGCCGCAGGCGGGUCAAGAGGACAGGCAAGGCGGGCAAAAGUAGGUGAAAGAGAGGCAAGCAAGGAAGGAGGCAUCACAGUCGCACUUUUAAACUCACUGCAAGAAUGGUUUUAUGUAGAAACUUAAAGAUGGCAGAUUUUAUUUCUGUGCUUGGAACGUUUGUCUGAGAACUGAAAAGGCCACAAGAAAAUCUAAAUGAUCAAGACAAAGACUGAUUAUUCCCAAGUGAGAACAUCUUUAGUAAAAACAGGUUUAUAACUAUGUAAAUAUUGACACCGUUUCUCCAGGACCGGGUGUAUUUUAACUGUUUUUUUUUCUGUCCCCCCCCCCCCGAAUGUUGCAUUUAUUAAGAAAAUAAAUCAGAUUAAUGACGGCUGUAGUGUGGGGUUGACAAAUGGCUGCUUUAGCCCCCUUC
Messenger RNA from Pundamilia nyererei, 5785 nucleotides. RefSeq names its product SLX4 structure-specific endonuclease subunit homolog (S. cerevisiae) (gene slx4). Gene Ontology annotation, cellular component: Slx1-Slx4 complex; nucleus. The coding region runs from base 219 to 5417 and encodes 1732 amino acids. NCBI's taxonomy places the organism in Eukaryota, Metazoa, Chordata, Actinopteri, Cichliformes, Cichlidae. Gene Ontology annotation, molecular function: protein binding. The record is from RefSeq and is a predicted model, not a curated record. The transcript has 14 exons. Gene Ontology annotation, biological process: DNA replication; resolution of meiotic recombination intermediates; DNA repair.